Molecule: messenger RNA, 531 nt
Organism: Mesorhabditis spiculigera
Lineage: Eukaryota; Metazoa; Nematoda; Chromadorea; Rhabditida; Rhabditidae
Source: the annotation of a GenBank genome assembly
AUGGUAUUGACUCGCGUUACGUUCUUCGCCUCGCGACGGCCCCUAAUCUUCCAAAGUAUCGUGUCGGGCUGCAUCGCUGCCAGCGGUGAUGCGAUGAGCCAGCUGGUGAUCGAAGGCACCACGCUUGACCGAUACGACGUGGUCCGGACUAGUCGAUUCGCCUUCCUCGGGACCUUCCUUGUGGCUCCAGUGUUGUUUCACUGGUUCCGCACCUUGGACCGUCUCCGCUUCGGACCACCUGUUCUUCACCCCGUGCAGCGCGUCCUCGUCGACCAGCUCCUUUUCGGGCCGGUGUUCAGCACUUGUUGGCUGACUUCACUCCGCAUCCUCGAGGGCCGCUCCUGGGAAGACAACUUCAAACUGCUCCAGCGCGAUUGGUGGCCGUUGUGGAAAACUGGACUCUGCUUCUGGCCAAUCGUCCAGCUGCUCAACUUCACAUUCGUCCCGCUCAACAAUCGCGUAAUCACCACCAAUGCCGCGGGGCUCAUCUGGAACUGCUACAUCUCCUUCAAGACCCAAAAAGCUGUCAUU